Messenger RNA from Ostrea edulis (European flat oyster), 4281 nucleotides. RefSeq names its product eukaryotic translation initiation factor 2-alpha kinase 3-like. The record is from RefSeq and is a predicted model, not a curated record. Bases 137 to 3286 code for a protein of 1049 amino acids. NCBI's taxonomy places the organism in Eukaryota, Metazoa, Mollusca, Bivalvia, Ostreida, Ostreidae. The transcript is spliced from 18 exons. Gene Ontology annotation, molecular function: protein kinase activity; ATP binding; protein binding. Gene Ontology annotation, biological process: protein phosphorylation.
CUGACCGGAAGAUAUGAAUCGAAAGACACGUAGCAUUUUGACAUCAUAUCCGUCAAAGAGAAGUUUAUAAACAUUCCUUAAUAAAAUAGAAAGAAGAUUACGUCAGUUUAAACUUUGAUGACUCAGAUGUGGACUGAUGGUCUCCAUGGGUAGGAGAAAUCGCAGAUGGAGAGCUGUCGCCUGGUUUUUUGUUACUUCGCUUGGAGCGCUCCUCUACUCCAUAAAAUGCAGCAAUGCAACUAGCGAUUCUUUGUACAACAGCGAUCACAGCCAUGAACAUGGUGAUGAAGCUAAAAGAUUUGUCACCAAUGCCGAUGGCGGGACCUGCAGCAGGCCUUCCAAACAAAAAUUCCUAAUCCUGGUCAGCACUUUAGAUGGACGGCUGUCUGCCCUGGAUGUCUUAGACAAUGGCAGACUUCACUGGACUGUUUCAAAUGACCCUCGACCCCUCUUAUCCUCCAGUAUUAGCAACCUUGAUAUAAGUCAGAAUGGUGUAAGAAAAAGACUGAUCCCGUCGUUGGAUGGUACUCUGUACCAGUAUGAUGGAGAAAGCAUUGAAGCCAUCCCAAUGACGGCUGACGCCCUUCUCAGCUCCUCGUUCAAAGUGUCCGACAGAACCAUGAUGGUGGGUGGAAAGGACAUCAGUUCCUUUGGAAUGGAUCCAGUUACAGGAAAGCUGCGGUAUUUCUGUACUGCUGAGGGAUGUAAAGUUUUGGAGAGUGGCGACCUAAAUGAUCAAGACAUGUUAGUAGUGACCAAGAGUAUGCAGACUGUCCGGUCAGUGGACCCCAGGAACGGGAUUGAAAAAUGGAACUUCAGUGUUGGAAACCAUCAGAUAGAAAUGCUUCCCGGAGACCAGAAAUUGCAUGAUGCAACACCACUGGAAGAGAAGGAGGAUAUUGGAAUUAAAGCAUGUCCUAAUGAUGAAACACCGGAAGCUUUAGACACAGAAGACUCUAUUAAAAUCAUAGUACCAGAGGGAAUGGUGGUUGCCCUUAAUCCAGAGAAUCCUGAUGUUGUGGACUGGAAGCACAAGUUUGACAGUCCAGUGGCCAAAGCCUGGAUAUUAAGGAACGGAGUUCUGAAGUCAAUCAGUGUGUUUGACAAUAAACACAUUCCAGCGUUGUCCGGAUUUGAAAACACAAAAGAGGCAGCAGCAAGCCAACCUCUACUCUAUGUUGGUAUGCAUCAGAGUCAGCUCUAUGUACAGCCCUCCAUGCACAUGCAGGAGAAUGUCAUGAAUGCAGCUCACCAUUCCCGUGGCAAUGUCCUUCGUGUUCCUAGGGUUGCUUGGAAACCACUUAUUAACACUGCGCCUUCAAGGACCCCUACAUUCCGUGGAAAUCGUAGAGAUCCCAGCAGUCUGCCAUUGAUAGCCAAUGGAGAAGCGAGAGACGACGAAACAGGGCUUACUGUAUGGCAUGAAAACUAUCCAUUUGAUAAUGGUUAUUACUUGUACCCAGACAUUAUACUUCCUGCAAAUUUCUGUGAUGCGUUAAACGAGACUGCGGAGAGUAUGCCCAACGUGAUUUACAUGUCUUUGUGGUACUACUGGAAAGAAGUAUUAGCCAUCAGUAUCCUGACAUCUGUUUGUCUGAAUUUGACCAUCUUAAAGAUCAGAAGAAUAUACAAAAAGAAACAUAUGAAUGUUGAAAAAGAAAUGAGUGCAGAGAGCCUCAGGACUCUAUCAAGUGAAAAAUUGGACAACGUGGAAAAAAGAGGUGACCUUUACGAGUCAAGGUACAAGGCCGAUUUUGACCAGUUACAGGUGCUUGGUAAAGGUGGGUUUGGCAUCGUGUUUGAGGCCAGAAAUAAAGUGGAUGAGUGUUGUUAUGCCAUCAAGAGGAUUACACUGCCAACAAAUGAGCAGUCUAGAAAUAAAAUGAAGAGAGAAGUCCGAGCACUAGCCAAACUUGAUCAUCCUGGAAUUGUUCGGUAUUUCCAAGCAUGGGAGGAAACUCCGCCAGUUGGAUGGCAGGAAAAUAGAGAUCAGGAAGCGUUUGACAGUGAGUGCACUAGUAUUCCAACACCAUGCAACUCCACUACCAAUUUCAUACCUAAAGAUUCGAAAGGACCCGAUAGCAUUCACAUAGUAUUAGAUAAUGGCAUACAGAAAAAAGAUAGCAAUAACCCAUUUGGGGGUGGCAUUAACGACGAUCGCUAUGUCAUCACCUCCAAUGAACGGGCUGGAGGAAGCCAAGAAUUUAGUGUAACCGAAGCAAACCUUUCACUGGAAAAAACAGACAGUUCCCGUCGUGUAUUUGGACAGAGGAUAGAAGAAGAGUCAUCUUCAAUAGAAGUGGAAUUUCGUUUGGAUGAUAGCGACGACAGUGGUAGCUUCGCCAACAAUAUAGUACCAUUUUCUGAAUUGACACAUUAUUCAGGAGAUGAUGAAAAUGACUCUUUUAGUAUAGUGUUUGAAGACUCAGGUUGUGCAGACAAAAGUAGUAAGAGUAGCAGCAGUGGUGGUAUAGUCUUUCAGACUGAGAGUAGCCAUAACAAACAUAUUGUAGACAUUCCAAGUGAAUCAGGGGAUUAUAGACCCAAGACCCUGUCUUUAUCAGAACAAAGAUCACACUCUGCCAGAAAGUUGGACAAGUCCAGUGCUGCCACACUGAAGUCCUAUCUGUACAUCCAGAUGCAGCUCUGUCGGCGGGAAACGCUGAAGGACUGGCUUUGUGCCAGCACCAGUGCGCCACGGAGUUCAGAGGCCAUCUGGGAUAUGUUUGGUCAGAUAGUUAGUGCAGUGGAAUAUGUACAUGACAGUGGACUGAUGCACAGAGAUCUCAAGCCUUCCAACAUUUUCUUUUCCUAUGAUGGAGUGAUCAAGAUUGGUGAUUUUGGCCUGGUGACUGAUCAUACAGAUGAAGAGAUGGAGGAAUUCUCUUACGAUUCUAAUCCAUUCCGUAAACACACUUCUCAAGUGGGAACUACUCUGUACAUGAGCCCUGAACAAAUGACGGGGAAGCCUUAUGGACAAAAAGUGGACAUCUUCUCCCUUGGAAUGAUUCUGUUUGAAAUGCUGUAUUCCUUCUCCACUCAAAUGGAGAGGGUCAGAACAUUAAUGGAAAUCAAGAAGAGGAUUUUUCCAGAUGAAUUCACGAAAAGUCAUGAAGAGUACAAGUUUGUGGAGUGGCUGUUAUCAUUUGAGCCAUUACAACGACCCACAGCAGCAGAAAUUCUGAACAGUGAACUACUGGAGAAAUUCCGAGCCCAGCAUCUGCCCAAACUUAAUCGAGAUCGUACCAUAUCAUCUAGUAGCAGUGGGUCUUUGCCACAUGAAUGAAGUAGAUAGUUUUCAAAUUCGUGUUGCAUUUCUACUCACUUCUCGCAUCAAGCAAACAGUAUUGGGGCCACACAAAAUGGCAAAAGGAAAAGUAUUGCAUUUGUUUUUUUCUUUUCUUUAACUAGUUCCUCAAUUUACAAUCAUUUUUUAUUAUGCAUUCAUGGUCUUUGACAUUGAAUAUUUGUUAUCUUUGAUAAGAAUGCAAGGAAAAACACUGCUGAACUAGUUCACAGUCUAAAGCCUGUGAAUUAAUUUAAAAAAUAUAUUAAUGAACGUGGGAGGACAGCAUGAUGCAUGUGGUACUUCGCAGUAAAUAAAAUUCAACAUUCCUAUUAGUAAUUUAACUAUUAUGUAGAAUUAGAGUAUAUGACACAGUGAAGAAUACUGCUGUCCUGAUGUACAAGGUAGUCAGCUAAUCCUGUGAAGUGCAUCUGUUGUAACGGAAUCUCUCUUGCGUAUUACACUUGAUGUGUAUGUUAUCUGCCUAAUUUAUGAAAAAAGUUUAAAAUAGAUAGUUACAUGAUUGAUAAAUAUAUAAAUUUAGGAUAUCUUUUUAGUCAAUAGUUGUUAUUUUUUGAAAUAUGGAAUUAUGUAAUCUAAUUAAAAUUAGAUCUUUGAUCUGCUCAAGUAUAUCGCUACACAAGGAUCUGACGAAACCACAUAUGGGGUUAAAAUCUAGUGACCUUUUAGUCUAACCUUGUGUAGCGAUAUUCAUGAGCGAAUCAAAGGAUCCAAUUUUAAUCAGAUUGUAAAUUAUGAAAUGUCAUAUUAAGUAUUUUUAAUUGUUGUUCAUACCAAAGUGCUUUCAUAGGAUAUUCAAAUAAUUGUUAAAUAUGCAUGUAUUUUAGUUUACUUUCCAGUUGUGAAAAUGGCCUGUAUAUUUCUCUAGCAGUCAGUGAGAGAAUGUGAUUUCUGGAGAAGUGUGUUAUCUGUUCUUUGAGUUGUUUUAUUUUUGCAAUAAUAUAAAACCCAGAAUAAAUUGUUGAUAAUAUUAA